Molecule: messenger RNA, 2676 nt
Organism: Diachasma alloeum
Lineage: Eukaryota; Metazoa; Arthropoda; Insecta; Hymenoptera; Braconidae
Product: neprilysin-4
Exons: 14
Coding region: 336-2651 (771 amino acids)
Biological process (GO): protein processing
Cellular component (GO): plasma membrane
Molecular function (GO): metalloendopeptidase activity
Source: RefSeq, a predicted model, not a curated record
GCGUUUAGAAGCCCCAAUAUAAAGCACAUAACACCUCACUUUAGAGUCAAGUGAUGGUACAUAGGUGGACGGUGGAGUAUAUAACGAGAAUUGAGCUCGGUAUAUUGGGCAUUAUCAGAGGCAUUCAAUGUAAUGAUCCUCCUCUGCUCUGAUUAUAUCACUUUUUUCACUCGGGUUUUGCUCCUGGAUUUUUAAACGGAUGUUCGGUCCACGCGACGGUGAAAUCGCGUUCAUUCGGGAAUUUAUUUUGCCGGGAGUGAUACGACAUUGGGUCGUGAUGAUAAGAGUUCUUUCUUUCAACUAUUCUGAAGUUUUUACGUGAAUAAUUCCGAGUUAUGGUGCGGCGCAGUUAUCGAGUGAUUGCAGAAGUAAACGAUCCGGAGAAUAAUGACAGAGGCUCGACGAUCAUGGAGCAGGAUAAUUCCAGUCGGUUUAAUCGGGAGUGCGGUGAGAAAAAAUUGUACAAGGAGAGGCGGCUGAUGAUUGUCGUUGUGUUGUUGGUGGUCGCUGUGAUUGCUCUCGUGGCGACGCUUUGUCUACAGAUGACGAUUUUUAAUUCGAGGUGGGAGGAGGGGGAAAUGUGCCAAAGUGAUGAAUGUAUUAGAACAGCUGCGAGAAUGAUUGAAGGAAUGAACAGGACAGUAGCUCCUUGCGAGGAUUUUUACAAAUUCGCCUGCUCAGGCUGGGUCGCCAGAAAUCCAAUACCUCAGACUCAAACUUCCUGGGACCAACUGAGUCUUCUGAGAGAAGAGUUGUUACAGAAUCUCAGGAUUCUGCUUGAGGAACCCGAUCGAGAGGAUGAUUUGCGCCCUGUCAAGCUGGCCAGGGCCCUUUAUAGAACGUGCAUGGAUACUGAAAGUGUUGAAAAAUUGGGACUGAAACCUAUAUUCAAGAUUCUCUCUCUAGUCGGUUUAUCCCGAGACCCUCCGUCGAUGAAUGCCCUGGAAAAUAACACUGAGAUUGACCUAGAUGUAGUAAGAAUAGCGGGAGUGGCCCGGAGACACUUGGGUCUCAAUCUUUUCGUGAAUUUCUACAUAAGCGAGGACAUUCGUGACACGACUCAAAAUCGGAUGAUGAUGGAGCAGGUUUCGCCGGGAUUUAGCGAGCGAUAUCUCACCGAUCCCAUUCGAUUCAAAUCAGAACUUAUGGAAUACAAGCGUUACGUCAAAGAGAUGGUGGAACUAGCAGGCAUGACUCCUGAAAAUAGUACAGCAUUCGCCGAUGAGAUACUCGACUUCAGUACGCAAAUAGCAAAGACACUGGCAACGCCGGAGGAGAGGAGAAGCUCGAAUCAUUUGCUCCAUGACGUGACUGUCAGUGACCUUCAAGCAUUGACUGAUGCACUUGCAUUGAGAUGGAACUGGACGGAGUAUCUUGAGGUCGUGUUCGAGAAUACAGACAUUGUUUUGGAUACGGAUGUGGACAGGGUUCUGAUUAUGGAUCUGGAAUAUUUGCAGAAGCUACCUCAGCUUUUGAACAAUACUCCGCCUGCUACUAUCGCUCGAUUCGUCUGGUGGAGUGUGUACUCGACAGUUGCGCCUUUAACCCUCCAAAAAUUCCGAGAUUUGGGAUUUCAGUUCUCUCAAAAGAUUUUCGGACUGAAGGAGAAGACUCCGAGGUGGAAGGGUUGCACUGGAAACGUUAAUGCAAACUUCGGGAUGGUUCUGACCAAUAUUUAUGUGCAGAGACAUUUCAAUGAGGAGUCGAGGGAAAAGGCACUGGAGAUGUUCCUCGACAUCAGAGCAGCAUUCGACGAGAUGGUAUCGGAAUUGAAUUGGAUGGACGCAGGAACGCGAGCUAGGGCGCACAAGAAGCUGUACGCAAUGCGGCCAUUCGUGGGCUUCCCCCAAUGGAUAAACGCGCCCGAGAAAUUAAACAAAUUCUACGAGGGAGUUGAAGUAAUCCCUGGCCAGCUCUUCGAGACCUUCCUAAGACUGACUGACGUAGGAGUGAAAAAGACACUAAACAGUUUGCGGGAAAAGCCGGACAAGGACAGGUGGAUAUCCUCAGGAACCACAGUUAAUGCCUUUUACAGUGCAACCUUAAACUCCGUCACGUUUCCAGUGGGCAUCCUACACCCUCCAUUCUACGGUAAUGGACUAGAAUCAAUAAAUUACGGAGCUAUGGGCGCGAUAAUGGGCCAUGAACUCACACAUGGAUUUGAUGAUCAAGGGCGUAGAUACGACGAGAACGGUAAUCUUCGUCAAUGGUGGAGCAACGAGACAUUGCAGCAUUACCACGAGAAAGUCGAGUGUAUCAUCAAACAGUACAGCAGCUAUCAUUUGCCGGAACUGAGUAACAAUUUCACGAUUAAUGGAAUCAAUACGCAGAGCGAGAACAUUGCGGAUAAUGGGGGGAUACGGGAGGCUUACAGGGCUUAUCAGCGACUCAAGUCGAGGGGUUUAAAGAAACAGGCAUUGCCCGGCUUAUCUGACUACUCCCAGGAUCAACUGUUCUUCCUGGGAUUCGCUCAAGUUUGGUGUGGAAAUUAUACGAAUGGGGCUUUGAAGUCUAAGCUCAUUGAGGGGACACAUGCACCCAAUCAAUUCAGGGUCAUUGGGACGUUAUCUAAUAACGAGGAGUUUGCGAAGGCGUGGAAUUGCCCGCUCGGGAGUCCCAUGAACCCACCGCAUAAAUGUAUACUUUGGUAAAAUAAAGACGCAUGAAAAAUGGAAA